Sphaeroforma arctica JP610 is the source of this 1978-nucleotide messenger RNA. RefSeq lists its product as hypothetical. Gene Ontology annotation, molecular function: nucleosome binding. Gene Ontology annotation, cellular component: FACT complex. Gene Ontology annotation, biological process: positive regulation of transcription elongation by RNA polymerase II; transcription elongation by RNA polymerase II. The coding region runs from base 57 to 1472 and encodes 471 amino acids. The transcript is spliced from 11 exons. Lineage: Eukaryota; Ichthyosporea; Ichthyophonida. The record is from RefSeq and is a predicted model, not a curated record.
AGGCGUUCACUAUCCUGCUUCCAGUAUACGGACAGGCGGUGCCUUUCCAUAUCACGAUGGUGAAGAACAUUGCGUUCACGGCUGUGACCGACAUGGCUAACUGUGGAAGUCUCCGAAUCAAUUUCGCAACACCUGCAUACGUUUUUAAGAAAGAUCCAAUGGAACACUUCAGCUUCGCACCCACGGAGGCUGCGUGGUUGAAAGAGUUGACCUACCGCUCCUCAGACAACACCAACCUGGAGAACAUACACAAGCAAAUAAAAGAGAUGCAGAAGGCGCACCGGCUAAAAUUGGCCGAUAAGAAGGAGAAAGAAAACUUGGUGGAGCAGGACGCCCUCAUUACUUGCAAGGGGAAGCCCUUGGCCCGUCUCACAGAUCUGCUGGUACGACCAGCGUUCUCUAAGAAAAGAGCCACAGGAAUGUUGGAGGCGCACGAGAAUGGUUUCCGCUACACCGUUUCUGGUGGCAUGCGAUUGGACAUCUUGUACGACAAUAUCCGACACGCGUUCUUCCAACCGUGCAAACACGAGCUGAUUGUAUUGUUGCACUUCCAUCUGAAGAAUCCAAUUAUGGGGCCAUACGCGAAGAAGCAGAAAGACAUCCAGCUCUUCGCCGAAGUAGUUGAUGCGCAUAUCGACCUGGGCAACAGAGCUAGCAACUACGGAGACAGGGACGAGAUUGAGGCUGAACAUCGCGAGCGGCAAAUGAGGAAAAAGCUUGAUCAAGCGUUCUAUAAUUUCACUCAGAAGGUUCCGGAGGUCAAAUUCGAAAUGCCGGAGCGAAAGCUCGGAUUCAACGGUGUGCCAGGCCGGUCCAAUGUGUUCAUGAUGCCCUGUUCCUCGGCGUUGGUGUCACUCGUUGAGCAGCCACCGUUUGUGUUCCCCCUUGAAGAUGUCGAGCUGGUACAUCUGGAGCGAGUCGCGUUCGGAAAUAAGAACUUCGAUAUGGUGUUUGUCUUCAAGGACUACAAGAAACUGCCCGUGCGCGUGUCCACUAUUCCAUCGCAGAAUUUGGAUGAUAUCCAACGAUGGUUGCACGAAACGGGCAUGAAGUUCUCUGAAGGGCCCCGUCCGUUGAACUGGGCGACGCUGAUGAAGUUGGUACUGACCAAUCCGCGGUCAUUCUUCGACGAGGAGGGUGGCUGGGCCAUUCUGGAAAUGGACGCAGACGGCGAAGACUCCGAAGAGGUGUCCGAUGACGACGGAGAUGCGGCGUUCGAGCCAAGCGACAACGAUUUGGACGAGGAAGAGAGUGACGACUAUUCUGAGGAUAGCGAAGGCAGCAGUGAGGACUAUAGCGGAGGUGAGGAGGAGGACUCUGAGGAGGGCUUGGAUUGGGAUGAAUUGGAAGAGCAAGCACGACGAGAAGAUCGACGAAAGGACAAUCCUGAUGAGGACUCGGAUAACGAUCGAAAGCGUCGUCGAAAAUCGGGUGGGGGCGGCGCCUCAAGCAAAAAACAAAGGCGCAGAUAGAUAUCACAUAUGCAAAGUGCCAUUCUUCACAAUCGCCGGUUAUAUUGCGCCUGAUUGGGAGUUAGUAGCCAACGAACUGCGCAUUGCUGGUUGUUGCUUGUACGAUUGUAGUAAGAAGGGUCUUGGAAUAUUCACUGAUGGGUGUACUAGUUUACACUCACACUAUAUGGGUAGCUCUCGGAAAUUCGUAUAUAAACCGGCAGGUAAAAUGAGUACGAUUGUUGCUGAUGGUAGCUGUUCGAAACCUAAGUUGCCGAACGCCAACGCUUCACGUUUUGGCUCUUCCCGUGUCGUACACACCACAACGAAGGAAACUCGCAAUUGCGAUCCUUUUUACUAGUCGACGAGGGACAUUUGCACAACUUUGAUAUCCACUAUCGACAGCUAUAGGGUCGUACGCGAGCGUCAAAAUAUGUAAAAUCUCCGAUGGGAUUUGAAUUUGAACUUUUCGAUGCAACGUGCAUGGUAUCCCAAUUGUAUGAAAAAUAAAGUCAGCAAUAAGAUGU